Paramuricea clavata is the source of this 1806-nucleotide messenger RNA. Lineage: Eukaryota; Metazoa; Cnidaria; Anthozoa; Malacalcyonacea; Plexauridae. The record is from the annotation of a GenBank genome assembly.
AUGCUAGAAAACGGCCAGGAGCGGAGAGCGCUAACAAAUUUUUCUACAGAAUUAAAUCUCACACAGAUUAUUAAAACUCCAACUAGAAUCACGGCGACGUCCCAAACGCUUAUUGAUGUUAUUCUAGUCUCAUCCACAGCACAUGUUCUUGAGAGUGGUGUUAUUAACACUUCUAUCAGUGACCACUUACCAGUGUACGUCCUACUAAAGUUAAAGGCCCCAAAGAUGCCAGCAUGUUACAUUACAACUAGGAGUUAUAAAAACUAUAAUCCCUCACUAUUUUCCUCUGACCUUGUCACUAAAUCGGAUCGUCUGUUAUCCAUAUUAUCCAACACCAACGUUAAUACAAUACUCGAAACCUUCAAAGACGUUCUUCACUCAACUCUCGACGUGCAUGCACCGUUAAAAACCUUCAAAAUUCGAAUUCGAUCAUGUCCAUAUGUCACCAAUGAAAUAAAAGAACUCAUGAAGUCUCGGGACCUACACCUCCGUCGGUUUCAACUGACACGUGAUAAAGGUGAUUGGGUAGUUUACAAAGAAUAUCGUAAUAACGUAAAAACCAAAAUUAAAGCCGCAGCGAAGGACCACACCUUCAACGAAGUAAGAGAACAUAAACACAAUUCGAGAUCCCUACGGAAAAUAAUUAAUAAUAUAAUUCCCUCGAAGGAAAAGGAAACACAAGUUUAUAGUAAAGAUCCAAAAACAGUUGCAGAAGAUUUCAACCUUUUUUUUACUUCUGUGGGACGGAACGCUGCUGCGACAGCCGAAAGUUUAGCCAAAGACAACAAUGUUGCACUGUCAAAUCCUCUGUCAAAUGUAAUCACUUAUCCAUCUGAUCAACUGUUCAAUUUCCAAUCCGUUACUUGUACAGAGGUUCAACGUAUUAUCAUGGCUAUGCCAAGUAAUAAGUCACCAGGACCAGAUAAAAUAGGCAUGCGUGUCAUCAAAGACUGUCUUCCAAUUAUACUGGGUCCUCUUACGCAUAUGAUAAAUUGCUCUCUAAUGACAAGCACAUUUCCUGACCUAUGGAAGAUUUCUGAAGUUAUACCCCUACUAAAAGAAGGAGACCACGAGAUAGCCUCAAACAAUCGGCCUCUCUCACUACUCGAGGUAGUUUCAAAAGUUUGUGAAAAAGUUGUUCUAAAUCAAUUUAGCUCCUACCUCAAAGAAUUUAAUCGCAUAUCGUCACAUCAAAGCGGGAAUAGGAGUCUUCACUCCACCGAAACCUUAAACAUAUUUGUUACCGAUACGAUGUUGGAAGCCAUAGACAACAAAAAUCUAACGGCACUAAUUUUAUUGGAUUUAUCCAAGGCAUUUGACAGUGUCAGUCAUUCGAUUUUAUUACACAAAUUGAGUUGUAUCGGUGCUUCACCCGAAGCUGUUAAAUGGUUCCAAGACUAUUUAACAGGCAGAUCCCAAUACUAUUUAACAGGCAGAUCCCAAUACGUGCGCAUUGGAUCCACCAAGUCAUCAGCUCGCCCGAUAACCCAUGGCGUUCCACAAGGUGCAAUACUAUCACCACUUCUGUUUUGCAUCUAUAUUAAUGAUCUGCCAGGGAGCAUACAAUCGUGUAACCUUGAUUCAUACGCAGACGACUCAAAGCUUUACAAAUCAUUCUGCAUCUACGACUUGGAACAGACAACUAUCAAUUUAGAGGCAGAUCUACAAAUAGCAGCCAAGUGGUGUUUGGAGCACCAAUUACUGAUCAAUCCAGAAAAAACUAAAUUCCUUGUAGUCGGUUCAAGACCCAUGCUGCAGAACGUACCUACAGAAAUAUCGCUAACAUUUUUAGGAAAGACUAUAUAA